AUGAUGCAAAACCAGUCUGUGCGCUAUUAUAUAGUGGCCGUGACACACGAAGACUUCAAAACAUGUGCCCACUCUGGAUUUUGCAAAAGAAACCGCGAUCUGGCAGAUGAAGCUUUUGUGACCGGCAAAUCAUGGAGCUCGCCAUAUGCGUUGAUCCCGGACACCUUGACCUUCGACGGCGGAAUUUUGAGUGGGGUUGUGAGAAAAGGGGAUGUUUCUGAUGAACAUAUUCAAUUGCCGAUUGUGAUGAGCUUCUACGAUUCUGGAGCAGCGAGGGUGGUCAUCGACGAGGAAAAGCGUAUGCAAGGUCUCAUUGAGCUCCGACACGACAGCAAAGCGAAUGAAAAGCGAUAUGACGAGGCGUGGAAAAGCUUGCUAAACUUGGAACAUUGGAUACCAAAGGGAAGUGGCGAAGAUUCGAACGAGGAUGAGUCGACCUGGUGGGAGAAGACAUUUGCAAAGUUUACAGAUUCCAAGCCCCGUGGCCCAAAGAGUGCGAUGGAUAUCAAAUUCACGGGAUACAGCCACGUAUUUGGGAUUCCUGAACAUGCAGAUAAAAUUUCAUUGCGCGAAACCAGAGGAGACCCAGGGAACCACGAAGAAACAUAUCGCCUAUACAAUUCCGACGUUUUUGAAUACAAGCUUAAUAGCCCCAUGAGUCUCUAUGGAGCGAUCCCAUACAUGCAAGCGCAUCGAGUUGAUUCGACAGUAGGGGUCUUUUGGUUGAAUGCAGCCGAGACGUGGAUCGACAUCGUGAAGCAACAUGAUUCCAAUGACAAGCACACCUCUACUCAUUGGAUUUCCGAAUCAGGGCGCAUUGACCUCUUUAUAUUUUUGGGAGAUAAACCCAAAGAUAUCGGGCAAACAUACGGCAGAUUGAACGGUUACCCCCAACUGCCUCAGCAAUUUGCCAUUGGUUAUCAUCAAUGUCGGUGGAACUAUAUGAGUGAUGAGGAUGUCAUGACCGUAGGCGCGACAUUCGAUAAACAUCAAAUCCCGUACGAUACCAUUUGGCUUGAUAUUGAAUAUAUGGACGAGAGAAAGUAUUUUACAUGGGAUCCUCUAAGAUUUCCAAACCCCAAAGAUAUGCAAAAGCAGCUUAUGGAAUCAGAGAGGAAACUUGUUGUCUUGAUGGAUUCUCACAUUAAGAAGGAGAGCGGUUAUUUUGUCUCAGAUGAGCUAAGAAGCAAAGCCUUAGCUGUCCUAAACAAAGAUAAUAAGAUAUACGACGGGUCUUGCUGGCCAGGUCUAUCGAAUUGGAUUGAUGCAUUUAAUCCCGCAGCGGCGGCAUGGUUGAAUACCCUCCAUAAAUAUGACCGAUACGAAGGUUCCUGCUCAAAUCUUUUUAUUGAAAAUGAUAUGGGCGAACAACCUGUAUUUCACGGACCCGAACUUACAAUGCCUCGAGAUAAUAUCCACCACGGUAACUGGGAGCAUCGCGACGUUCACAACUUGAACGGCCUUACUAUUAUAAAUGCAACCUUCCAGGCACUGCUAGACCGUGAAGCAAACACCCGUCCAUUUAUACUCACACGAUCAUUCUACUCGGGCUCUCAACGCCUUACUGCAAUGUGGACGGGAGAUAAUCAAGCCAAAUGGGAGCAUCUAGCAAUCUCUUUACCAAUGAUUCUGACCAACGGAAUCGCAGGAUUCCCAUUUGCGGGUGCCGAUGUGGGUGGGUUUUUUGAUGAUCCAGAUGUCCACCUUCUGACUAGAUGGUAUCAAGCGGGUAUCUGGUAUCCUUUCUUCCGAGCUCAUGCGCACCUCGAUAGAAAACGCAGAGAGCCGUAUCUUAUCCAAGAGCCUGGCCCAGGCGGGAUGGCGUUCACUCAUUAG
This is a messenger RNA of Penicillium angulare, 1836 nucleotides long. RefSeq lists its product as uncharacterized. NCBI's taxonomy places the organism in Eukaryota, Fungi, Ascomycota, Eurotiomycetes, Eurotiales, Aspergillaceae. Gene Ontology annotation, molecular function: alpha-glucosidase activity; carbohydrate binding. The record is from RefSeq and is a predicted model, not a curated record. The coding region runs from base 1 to 1836 and encodes 611 amino acids. The transcript has 5 exons. Gene Ontology annotation, cellular component: glucosidase II complex. Gene Ontology annotation, biological process: carbohydrate metabolic process; N-glycan processing.